Molecule: messenger RNA, 2655 nt
Organism: Hippocampus zosterae (dwarf seahorse)
Lineage: Eukaryota; Metazoa; Chordata; Actinopteri; Syngnathiformes; Syngnathidae
Gene: c7b
Product: complement component 7b
Exons: 18
Coding region: 112-2589 (825 amino acids)
Biological process (GO): immune response
Cellular component (GO): membrane attack complex
Molecular function (GO): protein binding
Source: RefSeq, a predicted model, not a curated record
GGGGGGGGGGGAAUUCCAAAAGAUGGACCUCUGUUGAGUAAUCUCUCAUUGCUGGUGAUAUGCCACUGUGGCUUACGCCGCCGGACAGAACAAGCAUCGGAGGAAGGCAGCAUGAAGUUGGAGUUGGCUGGAGCGCUGCCUUCUUUGGCUUUUCUGCUCGCAUUUCUUUUUCCUGUUCACUGCCAGCAGCCAAUAAACUGCAGAUGGGGGUCUUUUGGAGAUUGGUCCGAGUGUGACGGCUGCACCAAAACGAAGGUGCGCACUCGAACCGUGGAGGUGUAUGCCCAAUUUGGUGGUGCACCAUGCUCAGGAGAACGCGUCGAAUCGAAUGCUUGCGUGCCACAAAAGGGAUGCCCUCUAGAAUCGGGUUGUGGCCGAAGAUUCCGAUGCACAUCCGGUCACUGCAUUAGCCAGUCUCUGGUGUGCAAUGGAGAUCAGGACUGUGAAGACGGUCUGGAUGAGAGAGGCUGCCAGGCAGAUAGCAGUCAGUUUGUAUGCGAGCUUGACAAAACGCCGCCCAACUCUGAGUUGACUGGCAGAGGGUACGACGUGCUUACAGGGAAACUGAGGGCAGGUGUGAUCAAUACACUGAGUUUUGGUGGGCAGUGCAGAAAGGUGUUCAGUGGGGACCAUAAAAUUUAUUAUCGACUCCCACAGAACAUCCUCAGGUACAAUUUUGAGGUGAAAGUGGACAACGAGGAGAGUGACGAGUCCUAUGAAAGCUCCUGGUCCUACAUGCAAGACAUCCAGGUCAACUCUUUAACGGGACAUGACCGUCGCAGCUUUCACAAAGAGCUCACGGAAACAACGAAUCGCAGGCUCCUCAUUCUGAAGAACAAAGUGGAGUUGGCCCAGUUCCAAAAUUCAGCCCCUCAGUAUCUGACCCUGGCCGAAGAAUUCUGGAAGGCCUUACUCUCGCUACCGUUCACAUACAACUAUGCAGCUUACCGACGACUGCUGCAGACGUACGGCACGCACUAUCUCGCCGAAGGCUCUCUUGGAGGCGAAUACCAAGGCUUGUUGGAAUUAGACCGCCAGGCAUUCGUCUCAUCCAGCGCAACAAAGAUAGACUACAAGCAUUGCUGGAGAAAGGUCAAACGAAGGCUGUUCAGGAGAAAAGUCAAAAUCGUCUGUGAUAAAUUCUCCAAGUCGACAUCAUUUGACGAAGAAAGAGGUGUGAACAAGAUGCCCAUUAAGGUGAACACGUUUGGGGGCGAUCCGUCGUUUUCGGAUCUCUUGAAAGUUCUCGAUCUCGAAAAUCCAGAAGUCAACGGAGAGGCCUAUGACAACUGGGCCUCCUCUGUCAAAGACUUUCCCGAUGUCAUUGACAAGAAGUUGCGCCCUCUGUAUGAGCUUAUAAAGGAGGUGCAGUGUGCAGGACUAAAAAGGCUUCACCUGAAAAGAGCCAUUGAGGAAUACGUGGCAGAGGAGCACCCGUGUCACUGCCAACCUUGUCAGAACAAUGGCCAGGCGCUCCUUACCGGUUCGGAGUGCCGGUGCAUCUGUCGCCCUGGAACCUCAGGACGAGCAUGUGAGCAAGGGGCUGUGAUCGGAGAACAACCAGGCGUGAUUCAUGGCAGUUGGAGCUGCUGGUCAUCCUGGAGCUCUUGUUCUGGGGGUCAAAAGUCACGAUCCCGCACGUGCAACAACCCCAGCCCCAGCAGAGGUGGCCAGCACUGCCCCGGGGUGCCUGUAGAGCAAGUACCCUGUGAAGACGCAGAUUUACAGUAUUUACAGAUGAUGGAGCCGCAAUGUUUUGGGCUGUCUGUGACGCCACCGAAGAUUUGUGGACCUCCUCCAAACCUCAGAAAUGGCUACAUACAGACCCCAAGUGACUUUUAUUUGGCUGGGCACAUAGUGCAGUACUCUUGCAUAGAUGGCUAUUACCUCAGUGGAAACGCUUUGGCUGAAUGUACUCCGAGUCAGACAUGGAGGAGUGAAGCAAUUGUUUGUAAAAGUUCGACGUGUAAUUUUCCUCAUCUCAACGAUGAUGUCACGGCCACGCCCGUUAAAGAGAACUAUCCAAUUGGAGACAGGAUAUCCUUGGCCUGUCCCGAGGGACUCAUGCUGACGGGUGACGUUUCAGAAAUCAUAUGUAGUCCAAGUCUUCAAUGGUCUCCUUCUCCCACCGCAGCUCACUGUAGGAAAGGCCCCACAGCUGCGACUCCUCACAAGGAUCUGAAGUGUAAACUCUGGGAGAAUGUCGGCAAAACCGAGUGUGUGUGUAAAAUGCCAUUCCAGUGCCCGACUUCUCUGGAGUUGUGUGCCAGAAUAAGCUCAGGCCAGCCUCGGGUGCUUGGCGUUUGCCAGCUCGGAGCUCUGCAAUGUUUAGGCCGCAGUUUUACGCUGGUCAACGAUAACGAAUGUGACUGGCCGGAAGGGAAUAAUACCUCGGGAACAAAGUGCCAGCAAUUAGCUGGAAGUUGUCAAUGCCAGAAUGCAUCGGAAUGCCCAGAAGACUCAGCCCCACUGUGCGUGACCUCAGGUGUUGGGAGUGUCGCCAUGACGAUGACCGAGUGCCAAGUGGGGUCCAGGAGGUGUGCUGGGGAGCAACUCACUGUCAUCGGCAUUGACGCAUGUCCCCAAUAAAUGUUCCCUACCUUUUCGUUCUGUUUUAAACUGUUCAUUCACGCAGUAAAUAGUCCAAGAAUCCAA